Molecule: messenger RNA, 3664 nt
Organism: Rhineura floridana
Lineage: Eukaryota; Metazoa; Chordata; Lepidosauria; Squamata; Rhineuridae
Gene: SLC35D4
Product: transmembrane protein 241
Exons: 15
Coding region: 153-1043 (296 amino acids)
Cellular component (GO): Golgi apparatus
Molecular function (GO): antiporter activity
Source: RefSeq, a predicted model, not a curated record
UGCUCCCAUUGGAGCAAACUCAGCGGCAACGUGUCCCUGUCAUGGCAGCCGUAUCAAGUACACUAGCUGCAUCUUGAGCAGUUGGCUAGCAGAUCGCCGUAGGAGCAAGUAUCUUUCUUUCCCAUUCCCGGACUAGUGAAAUGAUUUGACAGAUGUAUUUAAAGAGACCCGCAGCUGGUCUCGCCUUCUGCUUGUUCUACUUGUCUUCUUAUUUCACCAACAAGUAUGUCCUGUCUGUCUUGAAAUUCACCUACCCCACUCUUUUUCAAGGGUGGCAGACGCUAGUUGGUGGAUUUUUCCUGCACAUUUCCUGGAAGAUUGGCUGGAUAGAGAUCAACAGCAGUUCAAGAUCUGAAGUACUGUCAUGGCUUCCAGCUUCUGCACUUUUUGUGGGCAUUAUUUAUUCAGGUUCCAGGGCAUUAUCCAGAUUGCCAAUUCCUAUCUUUCUUACCUUACACAAUGCUGCAGACGUUAUAACUUGUGGCGUCAAGACAUUUUUGCAGAAAGAGCAGACGUCUAUCUUAAAAAUCAGUAGAGUGCUGUUUCUUCUGGUAGCAGCAGGGUGCCUUCCUUUAUAUGACUCACAGUUUGAUGCAGAUGGCUAUUUUUGGGCUCUCGUGCAUUUGCUAUGUGUUGGGGCUUACAAAGUAUAUCAAAAGUUGUGGAGACCUAAUUCUCUAAGUGACUCUGAGCAACAGUAUAUAAACUAUGCAUUCAGUGUGGUGAUGUUGGCUCUUGCAUCCCACCCAACAGGUGAUCUCUUCAGUGCCUUGGAAUUCCAGUUCCUUUACUUCUACAGCUUUCACAGCAGUUGCUUUGCCAGUGGUCUUCUGGGAUUCCUUCUGACUUUACAUACAAUGAAGCUUAAAAGCAACACAUCCUCAGAACAGUAUGCAGCUUGGAGUUUUCUAGCAAAGGUUAUCACAGCUGGUCUAUCGCCAUUCUUCUUUGAGAUUGCAAUUAAUGUACCAACUGCCUGUUGUCUUUUGCUUGGUGGAUUUGCUGAAGCCUUGCUUCUUUACACUGAAAGGACUGGCAUAUGAAUAUAGGGGGCAAAUGAGGAAGAAGAGAAUGCCCAAACAUUCCCAUCAGGAGUAAAAUUGGAACCAGAGAAUAAAAAUCCAAAGUAAUAGCAGGAACAAUGAAGACGUGCAAACAGCAAGUGACUUAAUUUCACAGGCUUCUUUCUUCAGAGCCGUACCAUGCUAUUGAAAGCAACGUAGAAAGGUGGGCCUUGGUUAACCUUUAUACCAGCCAGGCUAAACAAAAAUGUAAGUUCUCAACUAAACUGGGAUCUCUGCUGCCAACUCAUCUGUGCAUUCCCUGCUGUAAGAAAUGUGUUUAUCCUGCCUCCUCUCCAAUCUUCCUUUGAGUUCUCCGCUAUUCACAAUAUGAUGGAAGUCCCUUUAUUAAAAGAUGAAAUAUAUGAUCGUAGUCUCACAUCACUUGUGAAGAAGAAGAGGCAAGCUCUGUGGUCUGUGACAAACUACAGGUGUGGCUGGAAAUGGGAAAGAUUUGUUGGUGUUUUCUGUUCAGUCUGGGAUAUGUGUUACCCAAGUGCUUUGCUUGCUGCUUCCUCAUGCUACAUUGUUCACUGCUCCAGUAAAAUAUGAAGCAAAUCACAUGGAGCUGCGGAUCACAUGGGAUAUCAGCCUGCCAGUACCACACAUCCCAGGGGCCUAGUCACGCUAAUAUUGUGACAUCUCAUGGGACCAGUCCCUGUUGCUAUUACUAUUUCCAACAUUACUGUAGCAGCAUGACCUAAGCCAAGGGAAAGUACCAUUUGAGUAACAUCUGAACUAGGCUGUCAAACAAACAAGCUGAAGAAGUGAAGACACCAUGGAGCAAUUUGUGAAUGUGGUGACUGUGUGAAUGCGCCAAUAUAUCUCUUUGUAGAAAGGGGCAAACAGCUGAAGUGGUAAAGCCAUAAGACUCUGAGAGGUCAGAAUGUUCGUUAGAGGGGAGGCCCUCACUAUAUUGGAUAGCUUCUUGUCAGUCCUAUUGCAGCAGGUAGACUCCCAGGAGGCCUGUUGGCAUCAUGAUCCUGAGAGCAGAUGCUCCUACUGAUGUUCCUCACAGUUUAAGUAGAACUGAUGGCUUCUCUGAGGGGAAGAAGAAGCCCAACCCAGAAGUAGUGAGCAGAGAUGGCAGUUCCUCAUUAUUGUCAGCAAUGCAGCGAUUCCAAUGUCGAUGUGGCCUUUCCAUGUGUGAGGCCUAGGGCAAUUGGCCCCAGUGCCCGCCCACUCCACACUCCCAACAGGCCCUGGGGCACCACAGCAUUUGACAAUUAAGUGGUCAGUUUAUAGCUUGUCACCUUCUUCAGUGUGUGUGUGUGAUAGAGACAGAGAGGUCAGACAGUGGAAAGCUGAAAUGUCUUAGUUCCUUUGUGACUUAUCAGAACAUUUACAAAGAAGACCAACAUGCUAAAAAAAUGGGCCAGUGUGAUGUAAUGAUUAGUGUGGCAGACUAGUCAGAGGAGACCCGUAUUCAAAUCCUUCCUCAACCAUACAGCUCGCUGGGUGACCGUAGGCCAAUCAUGUGCUUUCUCUUAGCCUAGCCUGCAUCACAGAGUUGUGAGGGUAAAAUGUGGGGAAAGUAAGGACCAUGUAUUGCCUUGAACUCCUUGAGGAAAGGCAGGAUAUAACUAUGUAAAUGAAAAAUCACAGUGGCAGCCCAGAAGCACUCCCACCUCAUCAGUUUGUCAUGCAAUCCUACGGGUGCCUAUUCAGAAAUAAAGGCCAUUGAAUUCACUGGGACUUGCUCCCAUGUAAGUGCAUAAAGGAUUGCAGCCUAAAUCCACUGUGAAAGUCUUGUCUGUGUUCUUUAGUAUGGGCACUGACAAGCACCAGUGGCUUACAAUGAAAUUGUAACCAUAUCUAUUUAGAAGCAAAUCCUAUUGAAUUUGAUGGAGCUAACUACCAGGUAAGUGGAAUUAGGGUUGUAGCAGAAGGUGAUUAACUAUUGUUGCUAUGUAUAGGUGAUUAUAAACAAUUCCUACUAGGAAGCGUUAGCACAUUGAGGCCUAGCCCUGAGGAACCUCUGUAUGAAAGCACAAGCAAAAUGUCUGUUACACCUUGCCAAGAGGUACCAGUUCAGUAGAAGGCUCCCUUGACAGGGCCUUAAUUAACUUGCAGAUUGUUGUGCAGGUGACUGAAUAUUUUCCACUGCUUUAUUGCACAGCCACAAAAGCUAUGUUCCUUAUGGAACAUUUCUGUACUUUUCAUGUUAUUUUCUAAGCUGAAUAACCUUAACCACUGUGAAAACAGGUGCUAUGCCAUGUAAAUCAAACUAACUGUAAAUCAAACUGUUUACUCUUCUGUAAGAUGGAAGUACCACAUGCAAUUAUUCUGGUUGGUAUUCACUGCUAAUUCUGCUCAGAGUAGACCCAUGGUUAGUAGCCAUGAGUAACGUAGCUCCACUAAUGUCAUUGGGUCUACUCUGAGUAGGGCUUAGUUGAAUACAAUUCUUUGUCUGCAUAAAAGUGCAAGGGGUCAGAAUCCAACCUGCUUAGUUCAAGCAUGGGGCAUUUUUUCUCACCAUGAAUGCCUGUGAAGUAGAAACCACAAUUUGCUGUGUGGCCAACUGUCCAAGCAGCACAGCUAAUAGAAAAGAAUCCUUUGGAGUUAUAACUGAUUAGCACAACAAAGCUGCAUGGAAUGUAAAA